Molecule: messenger RNA, 2105 nt
Organism: Aegilops tauschii subsp. strangulata
Lineage: Eukaryota; Viridiplantae; Streptophyta; Magnoliopsida; Poales; Poaceae
Molecular function (GO): protein binding
Source: RefSeq, a predicted model, not a curated record
CUAGUGCGUUCCCUCACUGUCCGUCCACUCCCCAUCUCUCCCCUCAGUCGCCGGCGGCGCUGCGUGCGUUUCCCCCAAAUCCCACCCAAACCCCUUCUCGCAGGCAAUCCGAUUCCGGCACAGACAAGCCGCAAACUUGUCAGUCCCUAUCCGAGCAGGCCUCGAUGUCGAUGCCCAAGGCUCUUUUUAAGCGCGACCCGGCAACUGCUCGCUAGUCGCUACUCGAUUCGUCGCGCAGCUGGAGGCAGCUCUCUCAUGGCCAGGGCCACGGCCAGGAGCAGCCGCGCGAGCGGGGCGGCUCGAUUCCUGCGCCGGCAACUUGCCGACCGGAUGAGCGACCUCUCCGACGAUCUACUCCUCCUCGUCCUCCGCCGCCUCGACACCCGCACGGCGCUCGGCGCCGGCUCGAUCUCCAGGCGCUGGGCGCACCUCCCCCGCGAGCUGUCCGCCUUGGACUUGAAGAUAAGCGACAUACUCCCGCCGCGCUACCACCGAUGGGUCCUCCUACACCGGGACAUCUACGGCAAAGCAGCAGCGCAUCUGCAGUACAGACGCCACGCCGUCAGACUGGAGCUCCUGCCUAACAUCAAGAGGUACGAGCGCCGCGCCAUGCGCGCCUUGAACAGAUCCGUAGAGAGCCUCUUGCAGCAAGGACCUCGCUCUCGCCGGGGGGUCCUCAAGAGGCUGAGUCUCGAGUUCUACACCACCGGCAACGGCUCCUCCAUGAACCGGCUCAUCGCGGAGGCCAUUGAUGCUUGGGGCGUCGAGGACCUCGACGUCAUUGCCAAGCCACUCUACUAUGAAGCAGACGUCGUCCACGCCUUUCCCAGCCAUGGCAUGUGCAAGGAGCCCGGCGCCGCAUCCCUGCGAAGCCUCAAGCUUGGGGGCUGCCUACUCCCGCCGCUGCAUGAGUACGGUGCGCUCACCAUGCUCGUCCUGCGAGACAUUCCGGAAUCGACGCCCCCGGCCGCCUACGAGGGUGUCUUGGCCUCGUGCCCAAAGCUGCAGACCCUGCACCUCAUCUCGUGUAUCUGCAGGAGCGGCUCGGGCGCACUCUUGCCGGUGGAGGUGGACGCCCCCAGUUCAGAGAUCAGAGAGCUUGUCUUUGACAAUUGCAAAUUCCGAUGGAUACGGCUGGGGGCUCUCCCCUGUCUCGAGAGCCUAGCCUGCAUGGGAGGUACACUGGUCUUCUUCGAGUAUAACUUGAUUCCCUCCCUGAGGCAAUACAACUUCGCCCUGCAUCUUGGUGUUGCUCUGGAAGGCGCACGGCAAUACUUUGCGCAGCGGCUGAAGCUAGAGCUUGACAUGUUUCUUCGGUGCACCCCCAACAUAACCAGCCUCAUUGUCCGGUUCACUGGUCCUGACAGAUGGAUCGUGCCGUCUAGCUCCCCGUUGUCGUAUUUGCCUAGCCUGAGGCGGCUGCUGGUCACGGAUGUGCCGUCUUCCUUGGAUGCUUCGUGGCCUCGUCUCUUUCUUGAGAUGACGCCUUCUCUCGAGAUCCUACACAUCAACAUUGCCUCCUGCAAGGACAAGCCUGGUAAAGAAAUUUCAUGGCAGCCCAGCGAGCUUCGGCAGCACCACUUGAAGGAGUUUGUGGUUGCUGGUUUCGAGGGAACCAAAAGGCAGAUUUACCUUGUCAAUUUCGCCGUCGGAGCAUGCACGGCGUUGCGCCGUGUCGCCUUGUUCAGGAACGGGCAUGCGCAGAGAAAGGGGCUCUGGGACUGGGAGAUGGUGACGGAGCCACACUCGUGGACGGACGAGAAGAAGGACUACACGCUGAAGCAGAUCAUGGAUGGGGUUCCUUCCUCACCUGUUCAACUAGUUUUUGGCUGAAUUUUAUCAUGUCUUACAGGCUUCUGGCGUUCCUUAUCCAUAUAUGAUCUCUGGCGGACUUGAUGCUUUGUGUGGGUAUUUUUCAAUAAACUCGAAUAAUUUGAUUAGUUAAGUUCUCCAUGUCCACAGCCUAAGUUUUCCAUGUCCAGCGGCAGCUCUAGGAACAAAUAAGAUGUGGCUAGCUAGGUCUCAUCUAAAUGAGAAUUAACAUCAUCUAACUUUCGGACCAUUUGAUUUUAAGCGGAGAACCGUGAAGAUUUUUUUGUUUUUCU